Penicillium cataractarum is the source of this 1446-nucleotide messenger RNA. Its product is annotated as Zn(II)2Cys6 transcription factor. The record is from RefSeq and is a predicted model, not a curated record. The transcript has 4 exons. NCBI's taxonomy places the organism in Eukaryota, Fungi, Ascomycota, Eurotiomycetes, Eurotiales, Aspergillaceae. Gene Ontology annotation, biological process: regulation of DNA-templated transcription. Bases 1 to 1446 code for a protein of 481 amino acids. Gene Ontology annotation, molecular function: zinc ion binding; DNA-binding transcription factor activity, RNA polymerase II-specific.
AUGCGACAGACCCUUCGCCGAUCCUGUUCUGCCUGUGCAAGGUCUAAAUUAAGUUGCGACCUCCGCACGCCUCAUUGCUCACGGUGCAUCAAGCGCAAGGUGUUGUGUGUAUACGCAAAUCAACCUUGGACAGUGCAGCCGGCAUCUUCCGGGAUAGAAGGCGGCGAAUCAAUAGAGCCAUAUGGCGCACUAUCAACCUACCAAUUUGGCUCUAUCGAUCCUUUUGAUUCGUAUCCUCGAACGAGGCUUCCUCGAGAACAUGUCCAACGCCUCAUCCACAACUGUACACCCAACCCAGUUCUCCACAAAAUUGCUUUCCAAUAUUAUCCCCUCGACCUCAAUGAAACCUCCAAUCCGUUUCUCAUUUCUUGGUGGCCACUUGCAUUGGGAGAUCCAGCUCUCUUCCAUGUCUCGCUGCAGACUGCAUGCCUCGAUGAGGAGUUAAUCGCCCAGAGGGGGUUCCAAGCCUCUGAAAUGUUGAUGGCCGACUCGGUCUCGUUGGUUCGACGAAAGAUUCAGGAUCUGUCACUGGCUGUACAAGAUGGCACUAUGAACUCUGUGAUCACCCUGGCGACUAUUGAAUUUGGCAAAGGAAACUUCGAGGUCAGCAAAACGCAUGUUGAAGGUGUGAAACGACUCGUGAGCUUGCGAGGUGGCAUCAGCUCUGUGAGGCAAACUAGUCCACUGACUGCCAGGAUGAUUAGCUGGGCAUCAAUGCUCAUUCUCGGACAUCCACAAUUUCCUGUCCAAGAUGACGGCGGCGGUGGAGAUGGCAUACCGCCAAUUCCGGAAUGGUUUUUAUGCUCGACUGCCCUCGAGGACGGCACAAUACCCGAGCUCAGCUGGGUGGUUGACGACAAGAUUGUCAGAACCGCACUGGUCCGUCUCCGCUAUAUUUUCAAACACGUGGAAGGUGAGCCGCUCUCCGGGAUAAGACUUCAUGAUCUCGCAUUGUUUGUCACGCAUCGACUUCUACUCUCGGCCCCCGAUACCCAGGAUACAAAUGCAUCGCCAGUCACCGAAUGCAUUCGUUACGCCCUGAUACUCUACAUGUUCAUAAUCCAAGGACCGAUCUAUUACUCUCACGCCGUCAUCUUAAGUUCAGUUGUGACCAGAUUCACCAAGUACCUGGAACUUCUGGAAUCUAUAUCUCACGUGUACGAUGCAUUGGAUAUCUGGCUGUUGACAAUUGGAAUGGUGGCAUCCGCGGGGACCCCGGGUUAUUCUUUCUUCACGGAGAGGAUCCGACGUGUCUGUGCCUGUCUUCAACUGACUGAAUUCCACGUGGCCCUCAAGUAUAUCAAAGGCAUCUGCUGGCUAGGGGGCUUGCAAGGGGAAACUCUUCUUCGACCACAUUGGAACGUCGUUUUGGCCGAUGAUAGUCAACUGAACCCAGCGGAGUUAAGGGUCGAUUUAUCACCAAGCAGCUUUGGGGUGCAAUCUUGA